AUGGUUCUCCGAUGGGCUGUUUCAUUGAAAAAGUCAGAACUAUUGUCGCAUUUUGAACUGUUAUUUCGGAAUGCUCUUUCUUGUCUUCCUAAUGAGGUGUUCACCAAACAAGCACUCUUCCAUUUUCGUGAUGAUUCUCUCGCUUCAGUAGUUGGACAAUUGCUUAUAAGAUCUGCUAUCGUUCAUGAAACGAAUUGUAGGUGGGAAGAUGUCCUGAUUACUAAAGGACAUAGAGGUAAACCCAUGUCGGCCGUAGCUCAAGCUGCUCAAUUGGAUUUCAAUAUUUCUCACCAGGGAGAUUAUGUAGUUCUAGCCACGAGUCGUAGCGCUUCAAUAGGAGUGGAUGUGAUGAGAGUCAAUGAAGAGAGAGAUCGAAAUUCUCUGGAGCAUAUCGAGAGAAUGAGCAAACUCUUCACAGAUAGAGAGCUGAAUUAUAUGAAAAGCAACUCAACUGACCAAGAAAGAUGGCAAGCCUUUUAUAGAAUUUGGUGUUUGAAGGAAUCUGUUCUUAAAGCAACAGGAACCGGGUUGGUAGACAACUUAAGAAACUUUUCUUUCAAAGUUGAAGAGUCUGAGAAAUUCGAGCCAGGCUGUUCAAUAACAACAACACAAUUUUAUGAGAAGGACGUUCAUCAAGAAAAUUGGUUGUUCGAAGAGUCGUUCGUUGACAACGAGCAUUGCGUAGCGGUAGGAAGAUUGUUUAACGAUACCAAAACAAUGUUGGAAUCCAAGGAGAGCUUGAAGCAGAAGUUCGUAAGAUUCGAAAUAAAAUCUUUGGAAGAAUUGCUGUCUCGUUCCACAUCGCUGCAUGACACAUCAGAAGAUGACAUAACGGAAGAAUAUUCAAGAUUUAUUCGAAAACCUUGCAAAAAUAAACAAUAA
Auanema sp. JU1783 is the source of this 882-nucleotide messenger RNA. The record is from the annotation of a GenBank genome assembly. NCBI's taxonomy places the organism in Eukaryota, Metazoa, Nematoda, Chromadorea, Rhabditida, Rhabditidae.